ACACACCCGUGCAUGCAUGAUAACCAAUAAUUCAUUGGCAUGUUCUUGGUUAGGCUCCAGCUCCUCCAUUUUCUUGGUUGACGUAGCUAAUCUGAGCCUAGCUAGCUUGCUGGACAUACACCAGCCGGCCGGGCCGCGGCUGCGAUGGCUGAGCUCGCGUCUGGCGCCGUGAGCUCGCUGCUGGGCCUCCUCCGGAACGAGGCGCUGCUGCUGAGCCGCGUCGGCAGCGACUCGGAGUUCAUCAAGGAGGAGAUGGAGAGCAUGCACAGCUUCCUGGAACACCUGGCCAGGACCGCACCUCCUGCUGGCAGCGGCGGGCACGACGAGCAGGUGCGCACGUGGAUGAAGCAGGUCCGUGACCUGGCCCAUGAUUGCAGCAACUGCAUCGACCUCUACCUCCGGCGCGGUGACCCCGCGGUCUACCGUGCCAGGGCCGGCCGCUGGCGCUACCUCUGGUGGGCUUCCUGGUUGGUGCAGAGGAUGGUCGCCCAGCACAAUGCGGCCAUCCGGCUGCGCGAGCUGAAGGAGCGGGCGCGUGACGUCGGCAAGCGGCGGUUGCGGUACGGUGUGGAGAUCCCGCGGAAGGAAGCAGCGCCAACUUUGCCGUCGUCGUCUCAAGCUGCCGCUACACAAGACAAGGAGGAAGAGGAGGAUGAUGACGACGAUCAGAAUCAAGCGACCGACGGUUCUUAUACCCGUCAAAGAGCUCUAGAACCUCGCCUUCUUGAAGAGUACUGCACCGAGAAGCUAGCCAACUGGCUGGAAACCAACGAGGGUGAAUCCAUAACAUCAAUUGCCCUUGUUGUGCCGGAUGAUAUGCAGGACGCUGGUGCCAUUGCACGCGACUCUUUGACUUCGCCAACCGCCAACUUCAUGUGCAAGGUCGUCAAUCUCUCGGCAUUGCACCUCCCAUGGGAUCUUCCGCUGUUACCCAGUGAGAUCCUCUGCUACAUCUUGCGUGAAUGUAAGCAGCAUCAAGGCACGGAACAAGGCGAGCUGAACGUGCCAGAGGGAGAUCUUCGGGAGAAAGUUUGCCGUUACAAAAAUGAACUCCUGGAUGAAGUAUGGGACAUGAUUGGUUAUAGAGAAGUCGAUGAAAAGAUUGAAGAAAUCAGGAACAUGGUUGGAGAAGUUGAAGCGGGGAAGAUUGGAGGAGUUGAUAGAAAGAAGGUUGAAGAAAAUAUUUGCUUAGUCAUACUCCUCCAUGCCCUGCGGCUCAGGCAGAAGGCGCCUGACAUGGGUAUGCCACUAUCCUCCAAUCAGGCUAUAGAGGAAACUGCUUCCAGUCUGAAAGCUCAUAUGGAGACAGGCGAGUCCAAGCCCCAGAUUUGUCUCGAUGAUGCCCAGUACAAAGAUAUCCUGCACAACCUGUUCCUGACAAACAAGCCCCCACAGUCCCAGCAGGUCCAGGAAGCCACCAGCAGCGCUACUACAAUGAGCGUGGAUCACACCAAAGAAAUCAUCCACAACCACAAGAUUACUCUAGACAUCAUAUUGGGGCUGCUUCCCAAGCAACAGCUACCAGAAGGCACCUCUACUAAGGAACAAGUCACUGAUGCUGCUGCUUCUGUGAUCAAACAAAAGGAGAACUCCAAGGAGAUUGCAGGGGAGGUGACCAAUGCUGCUGCUGCUGCUGCCUCUGUUAUCAAAGAAACCAAGGAGAAAACGAAGGAGGUAUCAGAGGAGGUGAUCAGUGCUAUUGCUUCUGCUGUUAUCAAGGAAACCAAGUUGAAAAUGGAGACAUCAGGGGAGCUGGCCAGGGAUAUUGCUUCUGCCCUUGUCAAAGAAACCAAGGAGAAACUCAAGGAGCUAUCCGCGGAGGUGACUAGUGCUAUUGCUUCUGCUGUUAUCAAGGAAACCACGGAGAAAAUGAAGGAGAUGCAAAUUACCAGUGCUAUUGCUGCUGCUGUCAUCGAAGAAGCAAAGGAGAAGAUGAAGAAAAUAGUAUCGGAAGAGGUUGAGACGGCCACUGAAGUUGCAGCUGCCAUCAAAGAAACCAAGCGAAAGAUGUAUCAGUUCCUGUGGAAGAUUGUGGGUCAGCUUCGUAUCAAAGUGCUAGUGGACAAGAUUAAGCCGCAUCUGGAAAACAAGAAGACCCUGAUUAUCCUCCAAGAUGACCAAGACUAUGUUUCAGCCGGAUCCCGGUGGGAGGAGACCAGAAAUGCUUUGAAACUGUUAGGGUGCAGAGCAGUGAUUGUGUCCACAAAGAACAGCCAAAAGGCCACAGAAUUUUGCCAUCCACCGGGAGUAGAGCCAAUAACUUAUUCCCUAGUUGGACUCUACCAUGAUACUGUGCUCGAGCUUACAAAGGCACGGAUGAAUAAGGGAAAUGACGGCUACACCCCAAACAUUCUCCGUGAAAUCUUGGCCAAGUGUCAUCCACAUGAGUUCUGCAUGAAGAUCUUCACGUACGCUCUUUAUGCUAAUCCCAAUAGGAGCUAUGAAGAACUGUGCAAGUUACAUGAAGAUCUGGUUCCCCACAAGACAUUUGGCAGUAAAGCUAAGAAGAUGAUCAAGUUCUCCUACAAAGAUCUGCCUAGAGAACACAAGACUUGCUUGCUGUACCUAGCCAUCUUCCCUCAAGGCCAAAACAUCAAAAGGUCUACCUUAAUAGGACGAUGGGUUACGGAGGGGUUGAUAACUAAGCAAGACUGGGCCACCGCAGUGCAUCAUGCCGAGCAAUGUUUUGACACUCUGAUUGAACGGGGGCUUCUUUUUCCUGAUGAAAUUGGUGCUGCAGGAAAGGUCAAGAGCUGCAUUUUAGGUGAUCAAGUCCAUGGCUUUAUCACCAAGGUUGCAAGUAAGGAGCACAUUUUGGAUGCACGCCUGUCAGAUCUUUGGGCUCGGCAUUUCUCCAUCUUUAGUGGUCUCCGACUCCGUGCCUCUGAUGGCAUCGAUAACUUUGUACACAAGCUCCCCAAAUAUUCACCUCAAUUGCCGCUGCUCAAGGUGCUAGAUCUGGAAGGCACUGAAUGCUUUGAGAAAAAUCACUACCUCAGGGACAUUUGCAACAAGAUAUUACUUCUCAAGUAUCUGAGCCUAAGAAGAACAAAUGUUAGAUAUCUUCCCAGUGAAAUAAACAACCUCCAUGAGCUAGAGGUAUUGGAUAUCCGGCAAACUAUGGUACCUGAGCGUGCAACAAGGGAUGUCCUGCUCCUGAAGCUGAGGCGCUUCUUGGCUAACCGCGUUGAUCCAAAUCCAGGACUCAAUGAUAAGUCGCCACACUUUCCUGUCCAGAUUCCUUCCAAAAUUGAAAAAAUGGAAAAUUUGGAGGUACUAUCAAGUGUCAAGGCUUCAGGGGAUGGCCGUGAGUUGAAAGAGAUAAAAAAUCUAUGGCAAUUAAGGAAGCUCGGUGUGGUUAUUGAAGACAGGGUCAUUCACCUCACGAGGUUGCUUCAAGCGAUCAGUGACCUAAAAGAUUGCCUUCGAUCUCUUUCAGUCACCAUAUCAUGCAACACCAGAACUAAGAGCAUUCUAUCCAGCAAAGAGGGGCAUGCAAUAGAUGUGCACCGUUGGUUAAGACAAACUCCCAAGCAUCUUCAAAACCUAAGCAUCAACGGAGUCACAGAAAAGGUGCAGCUUCUUGAACCGCUGGCCAAAGGUAGUGAUGAGCUUGCCAAGGUAACUCUGGCUGGUACUGUGUUGAAACAGGAUGACCUGAUGGUCCUUGCUGUCCUUCCGAAAUUACACUGUGUCAGACUCCGAUCCAAAGCAUACAAUGAGAGCAAGCUCACCUUCAAGGAGGAAGAAUUCCAACAGCUAAAGUACUUUAUUGUGGAGGGCAACAUGACUGAGACAGACAUCGAGUUUCAAGAGGUCGAGUUUCAAGAUGGUGCAACUGCUGAGCUGGAGAAGGUCGUCUUGUCCUUCACCAACAUAAGGUUUCUGAGUGGGAUCGACAACCUUCCAAAAUUGAAGGAGCUUGAUUUAGAAGGCAACCGAUUCCUACUUUCAUUUGCUCAAGACGAAGCAUCUCCUGAGCAAAGCACCAAGAUUGGAUCUGCUGAGCAAAACACGGAGGGCGGAUCUACUGAGCCAAACACCCAGAGUAGAGCCCCUGAACAAAACAGCGAGAGUAGAGCUCCUGAGCACAACACAGAGAGCAGAGCUACUGAGCCAAACACUCAGAGUAGAGCCCCUGAACAAAAUAUCGAGAGUAGAGCUCCUGAGCACAACACACAGGGCAGAACUACUCAGGAAAUCACUCGGAUUAGUGACCCUGAGCAAAGCAACGAGCACAACACUCCUGAGCAAGACAGUCAGAAUACAGCUCCUAAGCAAAACACUGACACUAGAGCCGAGCAAAACACGGGGAGUAAAUCUCUUGAUCAGAACACUGAGAACAGAGUUGCGGAGGGAAUCACUCAGAGUAGAGACCCUGAGCAAAGCAACGAGCGCAAAGCUCCCGAGCAAGACAGUCAGAGUACAACUCCUAAGCAAAACACUGAGACUACAGCCGAGCAAAACACUGAGAGUAGAGCUCCCGAUAAAAACAAUGAGAGCAAAGCUGCUAAGGGAAACACUCAAAGUACAGCCUCUGAGCAAAACCUGAAGAGCAGAGUGCCCGAGCAAAACACUCAGAGCAGAGCUCCUGAGCAGAACCCCGAGGGAAAGUUCAUCUUCAAGAAGGGAAAGUUCAAACAUCUCAAGUAUGUUCGUGUUGAGGAUUCCAGAAUGAUCGACAUCAUGUUUGAAAGUGGAGCGGCUCCUGAGCUCAAGAAGAUUGCCUUGUCCUUGACCAACGAAAAGUCCCAGCUCGAUGGGGUUAGUGGCCUUAAAAAAUUGAAAGAGAUUGAAUUGAAGGGUGGAAAAUUCCUUCUUUCAUCAUUUCACAAUGCCAAUCAAAUUUCCAAGGUGACUCUUCGUGAUACUCAACUGAAGCAGGAAGAUAUACGGAUCCUUGCUAAGAAAAAAAACCUACGCUGCCUAGAGCUCUCAGACUUGUCUUACGCCGAAAGCGAGCUAGCCUUCAACAAAGAUGAGUUCCCAGCACUUGACCUUCUUAUUGUUGAGUGCCGUGCCAUCAGCAGCAUCAGCUUCACCGAUGGGUCUGCUCCUAAGAUCGAAAGGAUUGUUUGGUCCUUCGACGAGAUGAAGUCUCUCUCUGGCAUUGACAAACUUCUGAGGUUGAAGGAGAUUGAGUGCAUUGGUAACCAUGUCCCUCAUCAAGUGAGAAAAUACAUUGCAGCACAUAAAGCGCAACCUGUGCUUACACACAAGAAGCGAGCACAACAUGUCCCAGCGAAAGAAACAAUCACAGCAGAAGAGGAUGAUGAUACAUGGUUUCCACCAAUCCCCCGCUGCUUGAAGAUCAAGAAUCGACACUAGCUGGCUGAGGAAAGGCUUGCAAGGAUUUCACUCUCAUCCUCCGCAUCUCCAUCCAAUAUCCAUUCAUCACUGCUUCCCAGAACUGCUGGCCUGUUUGUCAUGCUGUCCAUAUGCGUGCCUGUCAUGGUAUCACCUUUAAUCCCCCGUGCUUGUGUGCAUGUUUGUUUAUUAAUUUCCUGCAAAGUUGUGUGUAUGCUCGUGUCUGUUGCGUAUGUGUUUUCCUUUGGUUCAUUCUGCGCGGCGGAAUAUUGUUGUUAGGAUGAACCACAAAUAUGUCAGAUAAUAGUUGUCAAGCUAUUUCGUCAUUAUGUACUUGUAAGGGUUGAUGUAAGUAUGCUACCCAUAUGCGUACCCUGGGAAGAACAAACUAUCAUGAACUGUGUAUAUUUACCUAUACUA
Messenger RNA from Triticum urartu, 5727 nucleotides. Lineage: Eukaryota; Viridiplantae; Streptophyta; Magnoliopsida; Poales; Poaceae. The record is from RefSeq and is a predicted model, not a curated record.